AUGAAAGAGGCGACAAAACCCCCCACAUCUUCACCGGCGCAGUCUCCUCGGACAGAAUUUUAUCUUACAUAUGAGGAUUGCUCUAUUUCACGGGAUGAAGGGGGAUUGGCUAGAUUGAAAACCUUCUUCUGCGAUGCCAAGUCUGAAUCGAUAUACUCCAGUGGCCCAGGUCUAGGGCCGUUUCCAGUCUUUCCAGAGCAACCUAUGCCACUAGAAGACAAGCAUACAUUGACGACCAACCUUUCAAAAGAUCAGCAAAGUUAUUUUCUUCGGCUGUUCUGCGACCAUCUCCAUCAACAAAUCCAGAUACUGACAUCGAAGCAGCUAAAAGAGCUAUACAACUCAAACUGGGAGCAGCUAUAUGAUAAACGUCCGGUUGAUGGUGCGUUGCUCGACUGUAUGAUUGCGCUCGGCAUCCAAUACGGGCAUCAUACAGGCCUUUCAUCCCGCAUCCUUGCGGUCAACGGAAACAGUUCCUGUGACGGCCCCCGACCAGGAUGGUCGUACAUCCGACGAUGCCGCAAGAUACUGGCGGGAUGGUCCAGGGUUAGCCUGGAGGUAUUACAAUGCGACCUCCUUAUCGCCCUGUUCUUGAUGCACGCAAGCAGCUACCAAGAAGCGUACCGUGUACUAGGGUGUGCCGUUCGAAAUGCUCUUAGCUUAAACCUUCAGUGUGAUCCAGCAGAGCACUUUUCGACGGUUGAGAAAACUCUACGUAAACGUCUAUGGUGGCUCUUGUUCGUCAUGGAUUUUCAAUGUUCGCGUCAGCUUGGAAAACCUCUUGCAGUCCAACUUAGCAUUAUUACAUGCUCUUUACCUGUUAGUGAUGACAGGGAGACUAAGUCCGCGACUGUCGAUGAGGAUGACAUAACUUAUCUGGCAUUCCUCACGCAUAUGACUAAACUGGCCAUUAUUUGGACUGAUAUACAACAGCGGCUUUCUAUGAACAAGGUAUACGAAGGGACGUGUAAUGCAAUAGUGCUUGAACACUGCGCUGAUAGAAUCUCAGCAAGUCUUCUUCAGUUGGAUACGUGGAUGUCAGAAAUAUCUGGAAGGUUUACCCCGCCAUCUGGCUAUUCGAUGGCUCAGACAAAUAUCGAGAAACAUGGAUUCGCGUUUGAACUGGGAGUACCACCGCGGAUUCAGCGCCAACGAAUUAUAUUGAUUCUUUGGUAUCAUGAUACGUAUAUCAUGCUACAGAGACCAUUUAUUUGCUUCGCGACUCCUGGGCAGGCUAAGGCACAGUAUCACUCCCAGAGCGCGCUCCAACAUUCACUUGUGGUGAUUAGUAUAGUACAUCAAGCUUUCUCGUCGUCAGAUAUUUUAUAUGGGUGGCCUGAGGCCAUUUAUAUUCUGUGGAACGCCACUACAGCCGUUUUAGGCUUCAUUCGCGUUAGCCCUGAACGUUCUCGCGUACCUUCGGCAAUCGCAUCGAUUAGGAAGGCUCUAUGGGUAUUUGAAAACUAUUCCGUCACAUGUGCCUCUUCUGUCAUGGCAAAAAAUGUAAUUCAAUCUCUUCUUUCAAAACUGAAUGUUUCCAUGGUGAACUUGGAUGAAACAGGAAUGGAUGCAGAAGUUCGGACAGCAACAUCAAAAACGUCGCAGCAAUUAGGUCUGCGUGAUUCGUCAAGCCCACUAUUGACGACACUAUCUUCCUCUCACGACGCCAUGGAGAUCAUUGGGCUAGAUGAUUUGGUGGGUAUUGAAAAUGGAAACUGGGAUUUGUCCUGGCCCACGUAUGAGGUUCUACAGGGAGCUUGA
This is a messenger RNA of Talaromyces proteolyticus, 1761 nucleotides long. Its product is annotated as fungal-specific transcription factor domain-containing protein. Gene Ontology annotation, molecular function: zinc ion binding; RNA polymerase II cis-regulatory region sequence-specific DNA binding; DNA-binding transcription factor activity, RNA polymerase II-specific. Gene Ontology annotation, cellular component: nucleus. The transcript has a single exon. The coding region runs from base 1 to 1761 and encodes 586 amino acids. Gene Ontology annotation, biological process: DNA-templated transcription; positive regulation of transcription from RNA polymerase II promoter by galactose. Lineage: Eukaryota; Fungi; Ascomycota; Eurotiomycetes; Eurotiales; Trichocomaceae. The record is from RefSeq and is a predicted model, not a curated record.